Messenger RNA from Laetiporus sulphureus 93-53, 9268 nucleotides. RefSeq lists its product as uncharacterized. The record is from RefSeq and is a predicted model, not a curated record. Bases 53 to 9268 code for a protein of 3071 amino acids. NCBI's taxonomy places the organism in Eukaryota, Fungi, Basidiomycota, Agaricomycetes, Polyporales, Laetiporaceae. The transcript is spliced from 11 exons. Gene Ontology annotation, biological process: DNA repair. Gene Ontology annotation, molecular function: protein binding; protein serine/threonine kinase activity.
AAGACCGACUCUAUUUUGUGGCUCUCAUCUCUUGCGGCUCAUACGAGCUGACAUGGGCUCCGCUUCCAACUUGAAUGAUGUUCUCAAACUUCUUAGCAGCGAAAAGGUGAAAGAUCGUCAGGAAGGUUUUGCGGGCCUCCGUGUUGCUUUCGAGUCGAACUCCGCCGUGCUCAACGUCGACCCAGGAAAGGCAUGGGGAGUAAUCUUCCACAAGCUAUCCAUUGCCGUACUCAGCGAAAAGAGUGCCCACGUCAAGAAAGGCGGACAAACUGGUAUCGCCGCUUUCCGCAGAGUCAACGAUGCUGCAAACACCGUUCGUUGGCUGACUGAACGGAGUGUUCGGAGGUGGAACAAGAAGGUUGUUCACAAUGUGCUCGAUCACUUACUAAAGACUAUGAUGCAUAAAGGUGCACUGUAUACUCCGAUAGCUUUGGAAUAUGUCAAGGCAAUACGGUGCAUUCUAAGUUGGUCGCCACAUCUGGACCAUUUAGAUGUAUCGACUUGGGUCGGGUUGCUCGAAACGGCCUUCAAUGUUGUCCUCGAGGAUCCUGUCACAAGAAAGUUGGAGAAUGACAUGGAGGCAUCACAGCAUCGCUCAGAAAAUGCUGAAGACUCGAAUUCAGGUACCGACAGCAUACCGGGAGAUGACGAAGUUGACGAUGGUGGUAUGUCGUCCACCUACAUCGCCACUAGGAAGCGGAAGCAUAGAAGAGUAAAUCAGAGGCUCCAGCACUCUACUCCUCAUCGCAGUCCUGCUCCGAAGCUUCAGCCUGUGAAUCCAGAGCAAGUUGAAUUCAUGGCUAUCAUUGCCCUCCUUCUGCAAUCAUCGUCUUCACCUCUGCUCUCGAAAGACUAUGAUUAUCUCCCUGCUGCCCUAUACGACCGGCUCGCUCGGUUCAUACAUAUGUAUCCCGUGGAUUCAUCGCUCCAUCACGACUAUCUCGUCACUCUGAACGCUGCCAUAUCUCAUCUCGCACUGAACAAACGCUCCCUCACGGUCAAACUAGCCCUAGAAACGUGGGACGGACUAUUACGGCUGUGGAAUACCAAGCAUCAAAGCAUGAAACAGGGACUGGUGGGGAUACUACGAGCUCUCUUCCCAUUCUUGCUAGAGGUGGAAACGGACGGAGACGAUACGAAUAUUGCGCAAUGCGGUGACAGCCUUGCUCACCUGUGGCAGCUCCUUGUGGGCGAAGCAGAUAACCGCUGGACCGCGAGCGGUCUUUCGAUAGAUUGCUUACGUUUGGAGCUUGCUCGAGAUGAUCAUGACACCGAAGGUAGUGCAGCAUUCGUGGCGAAGACGUUCCUAUAUGGGUGGCAUUUUGAUGCAAAUCAAGCACUAGCAUGGGCUAUGCUCGAAUUGCAAGCAGACUGUGCAGCGAAGUUGUACGAGUUCGGCGAGUCCGUGCAUCAUCUGACGGCAGGUCCAGGUCGAACUGCAGGCAAGCGGCUCAAGGCUGAAAACCCUGUUCAGUCACUGUUAGCCCUGAUAAGGGCGCAGUCGACAUCUAAUGCUCGCGUCUACCACCUUCAAAGCCUAUUGUUCAUCAUCGACAGGCACUGGCACAUUUUCCAUGAUGGUUUACAGCGGGAUAUACUAGAAGCCAUGCUCCAGCUUGUAGCCCAUGACGACGCUGUCGUUCAAUCCUGGGUUUUCCUUUGCUUUGCAGGUAUUGCCAAUGCGGUUCGCACCACCCCUCACCAAUCAUCACCGACUGAAAUAUGGGAUUCGGUCUGGACUCAUGCCAUGCGACGAACAAAUGUUUCCGUCGUAUGCCGGGCUGCAUGCCACGCAGCAGCGGUCCUUCUUCUCAAUGCCGACAACCUUCUGACAUCACAACAAGUCCUAGCCGAGAUUGAGUCCGUGGCCAAGGACCUCGAGGUACAAGGCCCUACGCUCCCGUACGACUCCGUUUGCUCGUUCUUAGUCCUUUGCCUUCGUGCUGCCAAUCAAGACAUACGCAUGUUUAGGAUGCAAAUGGAAGACAAAAUCUUGACUUGGCUAAUCAACAACUGGCAGGUGGCACGGGUGAAGAGGACACGAAUGUUGCCAUAUAAUGCGGGUGACCUGUUGAUGCUUCUAGAGAGCAUUUGCGGGCUCUCUUCUCGAUGUGAUUUGGUUUGUGGGACGUCGUUGCCAGAAUGCUCGAUCGUGAACACAAUGCGCGAUUAUCAUGACGUGGCUGUGAUCCGAGAAUUCUUCCUUCAUGCUCACAUUCCUCCGCUCAGCGGUCAGGUUGGGCAAUUUUCCAACUUGUCACGUCCGCUGGCCAGUUCGGCUGUUGAAGCAGCAUUGGCUUCUGCCACCAACAAUGUGGAACAAGACCUGAUCCAGCCACGCAAUCGAGAGCGUCGAAUAUCCGCCUUCUUCGUCAAGUCCUUAGAGUUGCUGUUCUCGAGCUGGGAAGGCAGCGGGGAAUCCUCCGGCAAUAUGUUUUCUGAAAACGUCAGAUCUUGUCUUGACUUCACCGUUACCGCCAUGCUCUUUGAAGCCACAUUAAAUGCAAACGGCAUACAACCGCAUCGUCGCGUCAUCCAAGCCGCAUGCAGGUUGACUGGGGUCAUAGCUCCUUCCAUUCAUGAUCGCCGCUGGUCCUCUGACGAGAGAAAACUCAUACUGGAAGGACUUCAACCUCUGGUGCUUGCGAGGGAAACUUCGCGAGAUGUUGCAGCUUGGGAGAUCUUGCUUCUUCCAAAUGAAGGAUCUGGAAUCAGAAUGCAGAGGCUGCGAAAGCUUAGGCCAAAAGUCCCCCUAACAGCCCAAAGUGCCACUGGACGACUCGAUCUUCAACGCCUGAUUUUCCAACACGCCGACGCGCAGGAUAUGUCCGAAUGUAUUUUGAAGGCGCUGCGCAAAACCCUUCAUUCUCUGCUUCCAGUACCAAUAAGCGAAGAUCGCAGCAGCCAUACGAUUGAUAUCGAUGAUGGCUUUGCGCCAGUGCGAACCAGUCAGACCGCAACACCACAAGGCCGCAGAAACUUGCACUUAGAUCAAGGCGGUAUUGAGCUUUGUGUGACUGGACUUGCGGUCAUCCCUGCCUUGCAGUGCGCAUCUGACGAACCGACACGUGAUGGAGACCUAACGCAGCUGGUCUUAGAUCUUGCAGAUGAGGCCUUCUUCCUUGUUGCUCCUGUUUUCCUCAAUCACGUUCGCCAGCGAACGUUGAGCAUCAGUUCAACUGUCAUGGGCGAGUGGCUGGAAAAGUUGGGAUCUCUAUUGACCCCAUACGAGUACAGCAGAAGCGAAAAACUUCAGCUUCUGGCCUUAGAAUUCCUUGAAUCUACAAUGCACUUGUGGCUACAGCCGAGGCUCGCUUCCAGUGAGGUUGGCUGGAGAAUUGGCGAACUAUGGAGAUGGUUCCACGAUACGCUGUCGGAAGGCUAUAUCGGCUCAUGGAAGAUACGAGAUCGGCUAGUACAAUUUCUCAAUAUCUACCUGAUGCGCGAUCCAGGUCAGGUAGGGUGGAAAACCUGUACGGACGAUGGAGAAGGUGAAAGUCAAUCGCAGAAUGCAGUCUUUGACCGGAGAAAAAGCGAAGAGCAACAGAAAAAUAAGCCUUCCAUUUCUCCCAUAGCAAUUCUAUCUACUCGCAGUGCUGACGACGACAUCCGAGUGCGCUUUCGUGCCGCUGUCGCAAACGCUCGUUUAUUCUCUAUAGCUCAUGAAGUAGGACAAGAUGCAUUCCAGCUGUAUAACGCAGUGAAGGAACAUUUGAGCAACAUCAUUGAAGACUACGAGCACAUCGUUUCACGUCUACUCUGCUUAGGGAAUAUCAUGAUUGUGAACUCCGCCGUGAGACAUGGUCCAUACUGGCAUUUAUUAGAGACCUGUCUUUGGACACCGGCUUAUACCAAACAUAUACAUGCCAUACUGGCGGGAGUUGCGGAGAGGUUGGGUCUCCUGCGGUUGUCCGACCUAUUCGAAGCCUACGCUUCUCAAAUAGCGUUCUCAGUCCGCCAAGCUGGAAAUGACCUCUUGCAAUUCCCUCCCGAAGUCUUAGGCUAUCAGGACAGGAGACAAUGUGUAGCCGCUGGUUUCCGGUCCUUCACCCCUGCAAAUCUAUUAGCGGAGGAUUUGCAUUCAUCUAAGGACCGUGUCGAUGGCUACCAACUCUUCGUGGGUCAUUGCAAAUUUCUACAGAAAUCUGUGGCCGACGGUAUUCGGGAGUGCUUCGCGGAUAUCGUUGGCAUUCAGAUCGUCUUCUGGAUGGACUGUCAUCCUGGUUACGUGCAGAAUGCGUCACACGAAUUAGAGGAAUCGUUGAUGGAGAAGACGCGGAUGCUUGGAAAGGGCGAUGAAUUCGGUCACCACCUCAGGCGUAACAUUGACUCCGUCGUUAGUGCCAUUCUCGGGACACUGAAAGACCAAGGCCAUUCACUCGACGGACCCAUCGUCGGGGGACUCAAGUGCACUCAAUGCGACGAAGUCGCUAUUCAAACGUUCCUUCACUUGUCUUGUUACAGAGAUCUCCACAGUUUGCAAUUGCACCCUCCCAAAGCACCCUGCUUCAGUACGCAGACUGUACUAGAAUCCUUGAAGUGGCUAAGUGUCCGAGUGCCUGAGGCCUCCACUGCCGCGAUCACCUACCAUAUUCUACAUCGCACGUACGCGGAAUUGCAACGCUGCCCGCUUGUCAAUGAGCAGAUCAGACUGCUUAACGGCAUAUGCAUUUGGAUAGCCAUUCAUGCCGAUCAUUUUCAAGACCACACUUUGCUGAGGACACUAGGUAACAUGGCUACCGCAAUUAUAGUGCAACCAGAUCUCGCUCGAGCUGCUCAGUCCCUACUACAGUGGACUCUCAAUGCCUAUGAUCGCAACCCCGAACGGGACACACGCAUUCCAGACAUGCUAAUACGGACAAGUUACGCAGCUAUCGAAUACCUUCAAGACACAGGCGAGCUUCUAACGGAAAGCAUCGGCCGUGACCUAUUGUCCUGGUCAGAGAAUGAGGCGUUGACUCUUUGUAACAACGUGGUGCUCAAGCAACAGGUCAUUCAAGCCCUCGCAGCCUGGCCGCGGGACUUGCCUCCUGACUUGCAGGCCCUGCGAGACGAGCUUACAUCACAAGAGAUUUCCUCUAUCCUAUCCGGUGACCGACUUUCUAGCAACAAGUUCCGCCUAGUCCGUAGACUUCGUGAUGUAGCACUUCAGACCCACAACCGAGAUGAAAGGCAAUUCCAGUUCGAUUUCUGGCAUCUUAAAGAGUACCUACCGAAUCCCGCACAAGUACUUGAUGACGAUAUCGACGCGUUUGCCGAACUCUUGCUACUCAAUCAUGCACAUGUCAGCGACCUCGGCCACGAAAAUUCUCGGCAUCAUAAUAUGUGCACUAUGCAUGUCUCCUUCCGAAAUAGGGAUGUGAAGGUCCCGGAAGCUGCCCAUCGCGCUAUCCUUUGGUAUCUUCUAAGAUCGCUCGAUGCCGUUCCUGAGGAACUAGUGCACGAUGCCUAUCGUAUACUGCGGUCCGUGGUUUCAACCCUCGACGUGGAUGUCACGAAUUCCUAUGCAUGGUACCACGACUACGAUGGGGAUCUGACCUUCAUGAUUUCAUAUCCAACGAGUAUUUCCUCGAGACCUCUUCACGAUUUGACAGAGGGCUUAGCUUCAGAGGACCUUCUUGAUUGUGCUACCGAUUUUACAGUCUGGAUACCCCGCGUGACAAGUUUACUCUGCGAUACGCUAUCAACUCAGGACAUUUUCUACUCUCCUUUAGUGCACAUGCUAAAGACGAACUUCCACUUCGCUCAGCAAAUCUUACCUAUUUUGGUUUGCACACUGCUGCACCGAGAACGCGAAGCCAAUCCAUCUAGUGCUCAACUGCCUUUUCGAGAUGCGUUAUCAAACUACUUCACUCUGGUGCUUGUCAGGGAGGACGCGAGCAGCUCUUGUGUGGGUGCUAUAGUUGAAGUAGUGCUCCAUCUCCGGUAUUUCAAUCCCCCCGAUGCACUCGAGCGUAGGAAUCCUCUCGCGUAUGACGGUUGGCUUCAGAUAGAUCACACACUGUUGAGCCAGAACGCAAUCAAAUGUGGGGCGUUCACGACUGCUCUCCUCUUCCUCGAACUGGCAGCCGAAUACUCCACAGGGCCGCUGUCCAGCACAACUGCAACUGAGCAAAUUCUCUUUGACAUCUACAGCCACAUCGACGAGCCAGAUGGGUUUUAUGGGAUUGAAACUCAUGAUUUGAACCAUUUUCUCGUAAAGCGACUGCACCACGAGCGGCAAUGGGACAAAGCUUUCCGCUUUCACGGAGCGGCACUGGAGGCAAAACCUCAUAGUGCAGAUGAUGCUCAGGGAAUCACACAGGCUAUGCAUGCUUUCGGGUUUGACCGUCUCGCUAUGACGUCGGUGGUGCAGACCUCUUCAGCAUCAGAAGGGGGUGGCCAUGUGCCUUCCAUGAUGUACCAUCUCGGCUGGCGAACAGAAACGUGGGAUCUUCCGCAACAGAAAGCGGGGUGUAACCCCGGGACCCCGCUCUACUUCGCUUUGAGAGCCAUACAUCGCGAACGCGACACGAACGUAAUCGACCGUGUCGUUCGUCAAGCAUUGACAGAUGAGCUUCAACAACUGCGAGGCCUUGGAAACGAGAAUUUGUCCGGGGUGCGGCAAACCGUCCGGAAUAUCAUGUGUCUGAGGCAGAUCAGGCAAUGGAGGCAGCAACCAAUACAGACUUUAUUGCUCGCCAAGAUCGAGGACGAGAACGAAUGGGAUGUGCUUGCUAACUUGGAUGACGGAUUCGAUUUCGAUGAUGCGGAGGGUAUAAUCGCAACACGCGCCUCCUUGCUAACCGCUGCUAGGCAGAAGGAACAGCGCGAACAGAUCGGGAAUCUGUUGUCAUCAUUUUGUCGCUGUCUCGUUAGCAUCGAGAGGAGGUGUCUCCUUCGCUUAUCUGAGCUAGCACGCGACGCAAAUGUCUCCCAGAUCUCUCUCAAUGCAGUGAUGAAAGCACAGGCACUUGGAAGCCACGCUGACUCGGACGUCUCCCUUGAGUUUGCCAACGUUUUAUGGCUAAUGGGAGAACCAAAAGUGGCGGUGCAAUCUCUAGCUAAUCUGCUAGUAGCCACACUCCCUGAUACCUCGCUGCGGGCCUUGCACGACAAGCAACACAGAGCAAAGCUCCUCUCCCGUAUGGGUACUUGGACGUUUGAGGCUUCCCUCGAGAAACCAGAGGAUAUCAGGACCCGUUACUUCGACGCAGCUUUGAGCUUGUUACUUGACAGUCAGGAUCAAUAUCCGAAACCAGCCGAUGGCGAAAUCCUACAUGAGUACGCCAUAUUCGCGGAGCGGCAGUAUCACUCAAUAGCGAACUCUCCGGAUGCUCUCAGGUGGAGGGUAUACGUGGAUCGUAAGAAGGAGGAAAUCAAGCAACGUGCAUAUCAGAUCAGGAAAACUCAAGUCGGUACAAAAGAACACCAAGAGUCCACAAGAGCGUACAAUAAAGCCACACAAUUAUUGAAGCAGGACGAAGCAAAAUUCGCAGAUCACAAUCGCUCGCGAGAGUCAUUCCUUGCGUUGGCAAUUGACAUGCAUUCACGCUGUCUUAAUGCUACCGAUAUGUUCGACGACGAUUGCGUGAUCAGACUGUGCUCAUUAUGGUUUGCGAACUUUGAAGAGUCAAACGCGGCGUUGGCAAUCGAUGCAGCCCUAGAUCGUGUCCCCUCCCAUAAAUUCCUCUUCUUGGCCCAUCAGCUAACCGCCCGAUUAUCGAAGAUACUACCGGAAACCUCCUUCAACCAGGAAUAUCUCCAGAAGCUGCUAGCCCGGAUGUGUCAGGAGCAUCCGUUCCAUAGCUUGUAUCAAGUAUUCUGUCUUGUGUCAGAGCAAGUCGACACUCAGAAUGGUGCAUCUGCUAGAAGACAAUCUGGACGCCAUGAUUCUCCCUCGGCUCGAGCAGAGAGAGCUGCCGCUGCGGUAGAAAUACUUGAUCGUCUGCGCAAUGAUUCAUCAAGGCGAGAUUGCGUACGAGACGUGGAGAAAGUGUUCAACGCAUCCCUUCAGUGGGCAAAAUUUCCUAUCAAAGAUAGCCAGAAGAAAAAGUCCAAGGCUUCUUUGCGCAUACCGGACGAUCAGCCCAUACUGCAACUUCAGUCUAUCCGCGUGCCAGUCACAACCAUCCGUACACCUGUCGACCGGACGACGGAAUACAAGGAUUGUAUAUGGAUCAGCCACUAUGAGUCCACCUAUACUACUGCUGGAGGUGUCAAUCUACCCAAGAUUUCGGUUUGCGUCGGAAGCGACGGCAAAAAGUAUAAGCAGUUGUUCAAGGGAGAAGGUGGUGACGAUCUACGGCAAGAUGCUGUCAUGGAACAAGUAUUUGAUUUGGUGAAUGUCAUCCUGCGCCGCGAUCGUGAAACGAGAAAGCGGGACCUGGGAAUUCGAGGUUACAAGGUUAUCCCGCUUGCUGCUCAAGCAGGCGUGCUGGAGUUUGUCCAAGACACUACACCUCUAGCUAUAUGGUUGAACCGUGCGCACAUAGUCUACAGACCGAAAGACCUGCACCCUAAUGAGGUGCUCGAACAAUUGUCUAAGAAACACGCUGAAUGCAAGCACGAGCGCGGACCCUUACUGCAGUUGUUCCUUGAGCUGCGCAAGCGCUUCAAGCCUGUGAUGAGGCAUUACUUCAGAGAAAGACACAAGUCCCCAACGCGCUGGUUCGCAAUGCGCUUGAAGUACGCUCGCAGCGUGGCUGCCACGUCCAUUGUUGGACACGUUCUCGGACUGGGAGAUAGGCACACCUCCAAUAUUCUGUUGGACAAUAUCACUGGAGAAGUUGUGCACAUUGAUCUCGGAAUUGCGUUUGAGCAGGGGAAACUGUUACCGGUCCCCGAGCGGGUGCCCUUCCGUCUCACAGCUGACAUGGUGGAUGGUCUGGGUAUCUCAGGAACGCAAGGCGUUUUUCAUAGAUGCGCCGAAGAGACCCUGCGAGUACUGCGCGAUCAGUCGGAGGUCAUCUUGACUGUUCUGGAAGUCUUCAAAUAUGACCCUUUGCACUCUUGGACGGCGAGCGAAUUAAAAGUCAAGCGUGUCCAGGGCUCUACCAGCGAAGCUGCUUCGCGAUUGACUGACGAAGCAUUCCGCUACGCUAUCGGGAUUGAUCUAGCCAGCGGUACUGCGCACGAAGCAGCUGACCGCGCGCUUUCGGCUGUCAGCCGCAAAUUGGACAAGACCCUCAGCGUUGAAUAUACGGUGAAUGAGUUAAUCUCCGAGGCUACUGACCCAGGCAAUCUUGCUCAGAUGUAUCAAGGAUCAGGCUGGGGUCCAUACUUUUGA